AUGGUCAUGCACAGCCCCCAGCUCACCUGUGCAGCAAUUGCCUUUGCUCUCUGCCUUCACCUUGCCAGCACCAUUGAAGUCCCUCUGGAUUCAAACAUUCAGAGUGAAUUGCCCCAGCCCCCCACCAUCACCAAGCAGUCCGUGAAGGACUACAUUGUCGACCCGAGGGAUGACAUCUUCAUUGAAUGUGAAGCCAAAGGGAACCCAGUUCCCACCUUCUCCUGGACACGGAACGGGAAGUUCUUCAACGUGGCCAAGGACCCCAGGGUGUCGAUGCGGCGGCGGUCGGGGACCUUGGUCAUCGACUUCCACAGCGGGGGGCGGCCGGACGACUACGAGGGCGAGUACCAAUGCUUCGCCCGCAACGACUUCGGCACCGCCCUCUCCAGCAAGAUCCACCUCCAGGUCUCCAAGUCUCCCCUGUGGCCCAAGGAGAAGGUGGAUGUGAUUGAGGUGGAUGAAGGUGCUCCACUCAGCCUGCAGUGCAACCCACCCCCUGGCCUGCCCCCUCCUGUCAUCUUCUGGAUGAGCAGCUCCAUGGAGCCCAUCCAGCAGGACAAACGUGUGUCCCAGGGCCAGAAUGGGGACCUCUACUUCUCCAAUGUCAUCCUGCAGGAUGCUCAGACAGACUACAGCUGCAAUGCACGCUUCCACUUCACCCACACCAUCCAGCAGAAGAACCCCUACACCCUCAAGGUGAAAACCACCCGAGGGAUCUCAGAGACCACUCCCAGCUUCAUGUUUCCCUACGGGACCUCAAGCAGCCAGAUGGUGCUCAGAGGGGUGGACCUCUUGCUGGAGUGCAUUGCUUCAGGAGUCCCAGCACCAGACAUCAUGUGGUACAAGAAAGGAGGGGAGCUCCCAGCAGGCAAAACCAAGCUGGAGAACUUCAACAAGGCUCUUCGCAUCUCCAACGUGUCUGAGGAAGACUCUGGGGAGUAUUUCUGCCUGGCCUCCAACAAGAUGGGCAGCAUCCGCCACACCAUCUCGGUGAGAGUGAAGGCUGCUCCAUACUGGUUGGAUGAACCCCAAAACCUGAUUCUGGCCCCUGGGGAGGAUGGCAGGCUGGUGUGUCGAGCCAAUGGGAACCCCAAGCCUUCCAUACAGUGGCUGGUGAAUGGUGAGCCCAUAGAAGCUUCUCCCCCCAACCCCAGCCGGGAGGUGGCUGGGGACACCAUCGUGUUCCGCGACACGCAGAUCGGCAGCAGCGCCGUGUACCAGUGCAACGCCUCCAACGAGCACGGCUACCUCCUGGCCAACGCCUUUGUCAGCGUGCUGGAUGUGCCCCCACGGAUCCUGGCCCCCCGCAAUCAGCUCAUCAGGGUGAUCCAGAACAACAGGACCCUCCUGGACUGCCCCUUCUUUGGCUCUCCAAUCCCCACCUUGAGAUGGUUUAAGAACGGCCAGGGGAACACACUGGAUGGAGGAAACUACAAAGCACAUGAGAAUGGCAGCCUGGAGAUGAGCAUGGCUCGGAAGGAGGACCAGGGCAUCUACACCUGUGUGGCCACCAACAUCCUGGGCAAAGCAGAGGCCCAGGUUCGCCUGGAGGUCAAAGACCCAACCAGGAUUGUGAGAGGCCCAGAAGAUCAGGUGGUGAAGAGAGGCUCCAUGCCUCGCCUCCACUGCCGGGUGAAGCACGACCCCACGCUGAAGCUCACAGUCACCUGGCUGAAGGAUGAGGCCCCCCUGUACCUUGGGAACAGGAUGAAGAAGGAAGAUGAUGGCCUGACAAUAUUUGGGGUGGCUGAAAAGGACCAAGGGGAUUACACCUGCGUGGCGAGCACGGAGCUGGACAAGGACUCAGCCAAAGCCUACCUCACUGUGCUAGCUGUCCCUGCUAACCGUUUGAGAGACUUACCCAAAGAACGCCCUGACCGGCCUCGUGACUUGGAGCUGACAGACCUGGCCGAGAGGAGCGUCAAGCUGACCUGGAUCCCUGGGGACGACAACAACAGCCCCAUCACAGACUACAUCGUGCAGUUCGAGGAGGACCGGUUCCAGCCUGGCAUGUGGCACAACCACUCCAGAUACCCUGGGAGUGUCAACUCAGCUGUCCUCAGCCUCUCUCCCUAUGUCAACUACCAGUUUCGGGUGAUAGCAGUGAAUGAUGUGGGCAGCAGCCUGCCCAGUGUGCCCUCUGAGCGAUACCAGACCAAUGGGGCACGUCCUGAAAUCAACCCAACAGGAGUCCAAGGGGCAGGGACCCAAAAAAACAACAUGGAGAUAACCUGGACGCCUCUGAAUGCAACUCAAGCUUAUGGGCCCAACCUCAGGUACAUUGUGAGGUGGAGGAGAAGAGAGCCCAGAGGGAGCUGGUACAAUGAGACAGUGAAGAGCCCAAGGCAUGUGGUCUGGAACACUCCGAUCUACGUCCCCUACGAGAUCAAAGUGCAGGCAGAGAACGACUUUGGGAGAGCACCAGAGCCUGACACCUACAUUGGCUACUCAGGGGAAGAUUUGCCCAGCUCCCCCAGGUAUUUAAGAAUCCGCCAACCCAAUCUGGAAAGCAUCAAUCUGGAGUGGGAUCACCCAGAGCAUCCCAACGGAGUCCUCACGGGAUACAACCUUAGAUACCAAGCCUUUAAUGGAUCCAAAACGGGCAGGACUCUGGUAGAGAACCUCUCUCCCAAUCAGACAAGGUUCACCCUGCAGAGGACAGAUCCCAUCUCGCGCUAUCGCUUCUUCCUGCGCGCUCGGACCCAGGUGGGAGAAGGAGAAACCAUAGUGGAGGAGUCACCAGCACUGCUGAACGAAGCCACACCAACCCCAGUGACUUUGUGGCUUCCACCUCCAACUACAGUCGCUCUAACCAGUACUACAACCACCCCAACUACCACCACCGACACAACUACUGACACUACUACUACUACUGCUACUGCCACCACAACUACUCCUACCACCACCACCACCACUCCAGCUGCCACCACUCUGCCUGCCACCACCGUCGCAACCACCACAGCAGCUACCGAGAGGGCUCCAGCAGCCACCACAAAGCAGGAGUUGGCCACCAAUGGAUCAUCCAUAUGGGACAUAAGAGCUAUGGCUAAUAGUAACUGGGCAAACAUCACCUGGAGCCACAAUUACUCGGCAGGAACUGACUUUGUGGUUAAGUAUAUCACCAGUAACAAGACAGAGAGAUCAAUCCCCGUUAAAGCUCAGACCCCUUCCUCUGUGCAGCUGGCGGAUCUGACGCCGGGGAUGAUGUACAAGCUGUGGGUGUUCCCCAUAUGGUCUAGCCCCAGCGAGCACUCGUACAUCACCUUUACCACCAGCUCAGCUUACACCAAGAACCAGGUGGACAUUGCCACUCAGGGCUGGUUCAUUGGGCUGAUGUGUGCCAUUGCUCUCCUGGUCCUCAUCCUGCUGAUUGUUUGCUUCAUUAAGAGGAGCAGAGGUGGGAAAUACCCAGUGCGAGACAAUAAAGAUGAGCAUCUAAACCCCGAGGACAAGAACGUAGAAGAUGGCUCCUUCGACUACAGUGAUGAAGACAACAAACCCCUGCCCAACAGCCAGACCUCCUUGGACGGCACAAUAAAGCAGCAGGAGAGCGACGAUAGCUUGGUGGACUAUGGAGAGGGAGGGGAAGGGCAGUUCAACGAGGACGGCUCCUUUAUUGGCCAGUACACGGUGAAGAAGGACAAGGAGGAGACAGAAGGCAACGAGAGCUCAGAAGCCACCUCCCCAGUCAAUGCUAUCUACUCGCUGGCAUAG
Messenger RNA from Indicator indicator, 3714 nucleotides. It is a transcript of the gene NFASC, whose product is annotated as neurofascin. NCBI's taxonomy places the organism in Eukaryota, Metazoa, Chordata, Aves, Piciformes, Indicatoridae. The coding region runs from base 1 to 3714 and encodes 1237 amino acids. The record is from RefSeq and is a predicted model, not a curated record. Gene Ontology annotation, biological process: cell-cell adhesion; brain development. The transcript has 29 exons. Gene Ontology annotation, molecular function: cell-cell adhesion mediator activity.